This is a messenger RNA of Thermothelomyces thermophilus ATCC 42464, 2370 nucleotides long. RefSeq lists its product as uncharacterized. Gene Ontology annotation, biological process: protein folding. Lineage: Eukaryota; Fungi; Ascomycota; Sordariomycetes; Sordariales; Chaetomiaceae. The transcript is spliced from 4 exons. Bases 314 to 2032 code for a protein of 572 amino acids. The record is from RefSeq and is a predicted model, not a curated record. Gene Ontology annotation, molecular function: calcium ion binding. Gene Ontology annotation, cellular component: endoplasmic reticulum membrane; endoplasmic reticulum.
CGACACCCUUGCUGUCCCCGCAGUCCACGGUCGCAGGAGCGGAAGCUCAAAAGCACAGCAAUCUGUUAAAGACACGUUGUCAGAAAUCGUCAGCCUCGCUUCAAAUUCACCGCACCAGCUGCCCGCCACCCGCUUGGUGAUUUCUUCUUUCCCUCGAGCUCUGUCUGGGAGCGACAUCCAUUGCCCAACCUCAUCGUGUCUCCUGUCUGCAGAGGCAGCCCGUCCUUUCUCCAUCGACGCCCGUGUCCUUGUUGCAUCGCGCAUCAGUUCAUCGGCCUGUCGUGCUGGUCCACUUCGCAUUUGGUCUGCAAACAUGAAGUUCAACGUCGCCGCCGCUGCCGCCAGCGCAGCGUUCCUCGUCGGUGGCGUAAGCGCCGAUGAUCAGAAGGUGCUCAAGGACGAGACCAGCUCUGUCGCUGAGUCGGCCACCAAGUCUGCUCCGGAGGUUCCGACCUUCACUCCUACCAAGCUCAAGGCGCCGUUCCUGGAGCAGUUUACGGACGACUGGGAGGAGCGGUGGAAGCCUUCGCACGCUAAGAAAGACACAAAGGGAAGCGAAGAGGAAUGGGCCUACGUCGGUGAGUGGGCGGUUGAGGAGCCGGUGGUCUACAAGGGAAUGGAGGGCGACAAGGGUCUUGUUGUCAAGAACGCCGCCGCCCACCACGCCAUCUCGGCCAAGUUCCCCAAGAAGAUCGACCCGAAGGGCAAGACCCUUGUGGUUCAGUAUGAGGUCAAGCUGCAGGGUGGCCUCGAGUGCGGCGGUGCCUACUUGAAGCUGUUGCGGGACACUAAGGCCCUGCACCAGGAUGAGUUCUCCAACGCGACCCCGUACGUCAUCAUGUUCGGUCCCGACAAGUGCGGCCACACCAACAAGGUCCACUUCAUCUUCAACCACAAGAACCCCAAGACAGGCGAGUAUGAGGAGAAGCACCUGAGCGGUGCUCCCCCUGCCAAGAUCGUCAAGACCAGCGAGCUGUACACGCUCAUUGUCCAUCCCAACAACACCUUCAUCAUUCAGCAGAACGGCGAGAAGGUGAAGGAGGGUAGCCUCCUGGAGGACUUCAGCCCCGCGGUUAACCCUCCCAAGGAGAUCGACGACCCCAAGGACAAGAAGCCCGAUGACUGGGUUGACGAGGCCCGUAUUCCGGACCCCGACGCCAAGAAGCCUGAUGAUUGGGACGAGGACGCCCCCUACGAGAUUGUGGAUGAGGACGCUACCCAACCCGAGGACUGGCUCGUUGACGAGCCCCUGACCAUCCCUGACCCCGAGGCCCAGAAGCCCGAGGACUGGGACGAUGAGGAGGACGGCGACUGGAUCGCGCCCACUAUUCCCAACCCCAAGUGCGCCGAGGUUUCUGGCUGUGGCCCGUGGACCAAGCCGAUGAAGAAAAAUCCGGCCUACAAGGGCAAGUGGACUCCGCCGUACAUUGACAACCCGGCCUACAAGGGCCCCUGGGCUCCCCGCAAGAUCAAGAACCCUGAUUACUUCGAGGACAAGCACCCGGCCAACUUUGAGCCCAUGGGCGCUAUUGGCUUCGAGAUUUGGACCAUGCAGAACAACAUUCUCUUUGACAACAUCUACGUCGGCCACUCCGUCGAGGACGCCAAGAAGUUCGCGGAAGAGACCUUCUUCAAGAAGCACCCCGUUGAGAAGGCGCUCGAGGAGGCCGACAAGCCCAAGGUGGAGGACAAGCCCAAGUCGCCUAGCGACCUCAAGUUCCUUGACGACCCCAAGACAUACAUCAAGGAGAAGCUCGACCUCUUCCUGACCAUUGCCAAGAAGGACCCUCUCGAGGCCAUCAAGUUCGUGCCCGAGGUCGCUGGCGGUCUGGCCGCCGUCUUUGUCACCGCCCUCGCCCUCAUCUUCGGGCUCAUCGGCCUCGGUUCUUCCACGGCCCCGGCGGCCAAGAAGGUUGCUGCCGAUGCCAAGGAGAAGGGCAAGGAGGCGAAGGACAAGGCGGCCUCGGCCACCGCCACGGGCGCCGAUAACGCCAAGGAGGCUACCAAGCGUACCACCCGGAGCCAGUCGUAGAUGGUUCGCAGAUUGGGGAUGAUGUAUUCCGGGGAGAUUAAUCAACACAUUCUAUGCCAAGUCCCGGUAGUUUCGGAGACAUUAUUGUUCGGUGGUUGCUGAUGCUGUGGUUUUGCUUCAUUCUUCUACUUUAUUUCUGGUCUGCGGAGUCGAACGGCGCAACUGUAUUCUAGGAACCAAAAUACACAGGGGUUAGUAUUGGACACAUGGUUCGGAGAUGUCCGCGGUGCAAGUUCGUUCGCCUGCAAUUGACACGUUUCUUGACCCCGCAGCAAACCGAGAGCACCCCGUGAUGGCCCAAGCUGGAGACAGAGCAACCUCAUCCCCGGAUUUCGGCG